This is a messenger RNA of Eurytemora carolleeae, 1135 nucleotides long. Its product is annotated as cell wall protein DAN4. NCBI's taxonomy places the organism in Eukaryota, Metazoa, Arthropoda, Copepoda, Calanoida, Temoridae. The coding region runs from base 37 to 1089 and encodes 350 amino acids. The record is from RefSeq and is a predicted model, not a curated record. The transcript is spliced from 2 exons.
AACUAAGCAUUAGUUAAAAAACACAACAAGAGCAAUAUGGUUGAUGUUAGGAUCAUUGUUGUGUUUGCAGCUUUUACGGUUGCUUUCACUACAGCCAAUCCAAUUAAUACAUUCAACUCAAAACUUAGUGCUAGCACAGAUGAUUUUAUCAAAGAUAGUCCCAAUGAAUCUAGUUCUGAUGUUACCAAUGAUUCUACCACAGAUUGCCCCAAUGAAUCUUCCAUAGAUGGUCCCAAUGAAUCUACCACAGAUAAUACCAAUGAAUCUACCACAGAUAAUACCAAUGAAUCUACCACAGAUGGUCCCAAUGAAUCUACCACAGAUAAUACCAAUGAAUCUUCCACAGAUGGUUCAAAUGAUUCUACCACAGAUGGUCCCAAUGAAUCUACCACAGAUGGUCCCAAUGAUUCUACCACAGAUGGUCCCAAUGAAUCUACCACAGAUAAUACCAAUGAAUCUACCACAGAUGGCCCCAAUGAAUCUACCACAAAUAGUCCCAAUGAAUCUACCACAAAUGGUCCCAAUGAACCUACCACAGAUGAAUCCACAGAAACUACCACAGACGAUAACACAGAAACUACGACAGACGAUAACACAGAAACUACCACAGACGAUAACACAGAAACUACCACAGAUGGUCACAUUGAGUCUACUACAGAUGGUCCCAAUGAAUCGACCACAGAUGAAUCCACAGAAACUACCACAGACGGUCCCAAUGAAUCUACAACAGAUGAAUCCACAGAUACUACCAUAGACGAUAACACAGAAUCUACCACAGAUGAUACCACUGAUUCUACUACAGCUGACCACACUGAUUCAACCACAGAUGGUACAACAGAUUAUUCCACAGAUACAACUGCAGAUGUUACCACAGAUACAACAGCAAAUAAUCCCACCACAACCACCAGAACUACCACUACCACCAGAACUACCACUACCACCAACCCCACUACUACCACUACCACCACCACCAGUACUACCACCACCCCCACUACUACCACUACCAUUAUUAUAACUACAACAACAUCAGAAUCCUCUUCUGUAUCCUAUUCAAUAGUUUUGAUAAUUUCUCUAAUGUAUUUUCUGUAAAAUUAAAAAAAUCUUUUAUAAUACAUUAUUUUCUAAACCCGAUUAA